AUCACAAAAUGGCGGAAAAAAUUCACUGUGAAUUUGAACAAGUAAACACAAAUGUAUUUAUGGGUCGUUAUACAUAAUACAAGCUAAUUAUGCUUCAAGUCAGUAGCUGCAGGGGAAGAAUUCCAUAACAACUGAAAUAGAUAUUGUGGCUAUUGAUAAAAGAGGGAUCGAGAGGUAUAUCCAUCAAAAUAUCAUGGCGUCCCAAUCAAAGCAGAGACCUUUGACUGCCAUGCAAAGGGGAAUGAGUGAUAUUAUAAGUUAUGAGGACAUAUUGAUUGCGCAGUACAUGAAUCAGAUAGAAAAGAGCCCUCCAACGAGAAAACAAACAAAAGAUGUCCCAGUCUCUCCAUAUGCUAUCGCUACUCAAACAGGGGAAAUAUCAAAAUCUAAGAGACCAAAGUCUGCUGUUGCUCUGCAUCAAAAAAGAAAAGAUUUUGAAUCAAGCAGAGCACUGGCAUCACAGGGUAGAGUUCCCUUAAUGGCAUGGGAUGAAGGAGAACUUGCCCCACGAACAACAUCUAAGAAGCGACCAACUUCAGCAUCAAGCAUUAGAUCAAGGUCCUCAGUUUUGUCUGGCACAGGUUCUGCUUAUUCCAGGUCAUCUUCAAAAUCUCUUAACUCCAAAGCAAGCUCUACCGCAGGGUCAAGUAGUAUAAAAAGAAACAAGCCUUUAUACAAGAAGAAGCCUAAAGUAAUAUGUAUCAGAGCUUUUCAAAAUGGCAAUAGAGAAAAUUUUGCAAGAGUGACUGCACCAGAUUUGUUACAGCUGUUGGAUAACUGCACCUUGAAACUUGGCCUUGUAUCAGCAGCACGUAAGCUGUUCUUUAGUGAUGGAACUUUGAUUACUGACAGUAGACUGAUUGAGAAAGACGAUGAUGUUUAUGUUUCAUGUGGGGAGGCAUUCAAGGACCCUUACUCUACUUUAAAAGAGAAAGAAGAACUUCGAAGAUCAGCAUGUUGGACACUCACUGGGAUUGUUUUACCAGAGAACAAAAGUCGUGGUAAGACAAAGACAACCCUAAGCAAGAGGAUGCAAACACUUGUAGAAAGCCAAAAAAGAAGAAUCCUUGUGUUUAGAAAUGGAGAAAGUGCUGAAGGAGUUGAAAUUGUUGCUGCAAGAUUUAAUGAGUUCCUUGAUGAUUGUACUGCCAAACUAAAGCUAGAAUCUGGUGCAAGAUGUCUUUUUGACUGGGAAGGACAUGAAAUCAAGAGCUUUAGAGAUGUUCCUGUUUUGGAGCGCAUACUGCAGCCAAGUACCACAACAGUUCUUGGUCCUUUAUGGGUGACUAGAGGUGGAGAAAGUUUCAGCCCCAAAGGAGCCUACAACUUUUUGUUAACAGUUUUGAGCAACACCAAAGAAAGGAUUAGGUACAGCAAGCUUUUCAAUGACCAGCUAAAUAUGCAGUCGAACUGUAGCCCAGAUCUCCAGUCAAAAGAAGUGAUGUCAAUGACUGACGAGGAAAUACAGAAAGAAAUUCAGCAGGUUGAGGAACACAUAACAGAGUUAUUGAGUGUAGUGCCAACACUAAAGAAACAAUUAAAACGCCUGCAAGAAGGUGUUGACAUUGAAGGAGGAAUGGAAACGCACAAGUACCAGCACAUUUCAGAAAUUAGCCCUGACAGUAGGCUACUAGGCAAGCAAGGGCUGAGAUUCAAGGUGUUUGAAAAUGGUCGAAAUGAUGGCGAAGUCAUAGUUUACUUUAACCUUGCUGAAGCAGAAAAAGGUAUCCAAGGAGACAAGUCACAAUUAAUGCAUCGCUUCCUGGAUACUUGUACUACUUCUCGGAGAGUAGGCGAUGGUACAGGUGGCCCUGCAGGCAGGCAAAUUGCACGAAGAGUGUUUAUUAAGGAUGGCAAAGAAGUGACCAACGUUCAUGACCUUGAGUAUGAUCAAGAAAUCUGGCUGUCCUAUGGCGAGGAUUUCAAGCCACUCAAUGUGAUGGCCCUGCAGCUGACACUAGAUAAGGCAUCGUGCAUGUCUUUAUGGGAUGAAAUGGAGAUAGUACAACGAGAAGCUGUAAUGGAUGAAGAGAAAGGAAGAGAUAGACCAACUGCUUGGAGAGCUGUUACUGGAUUCCCACCGGGUAACAAAAGGCAAUUAAUUAAUUUAGAUAUGCCAGGACCAAAAAGACUUGAAUAUGCUCAGGGCUUACAGAAGUCAAGGGUGGAUGAGAAAGGCUGCUUUCUUCAGUACAGAGAAAAGAAAAACUUGGUUCUUUACCCUGAGGUUACAAUAGAGGUUAAGAAAAAGAAAGGUGCUAAGGAUAUUUGGCCACCUGAUGCACAAGAAUGGGCUAUAACACAGGGUGGUAUUAUAUUUAGCAAGUCUAUGCCACAGCUAUCUCUAGCAAAAUCUGAACAUGCUGUGCAAGUGACAGUUUUCGACAAACCAGUCGGAGGCUUUUCUGUGCAACUGGCAAAACGGUCAACCAAUGACCUUAAUCAGCAGUGGGGAUUCAGCCCUACAGGACAGAUCUAUUCACUUGCUAAACCAAGUUUUUUCCUUACGUACGUGGCUGGACAUGAGGUAACCAUGGUAACUGCAAAAGACUGCACUUCUUUGGAACAAGCUGCCUCAGAGUCACAGCCACAAAAGGAAGAGGAAGACUUGGGUAAUGGAUUAGCAAAUUUACAGUUUCUUGAUACUAAUGAAUCAAAUGGAGAGAAUGGAAAUCAUAAAGACGAGAAGAGUGAAGACGCUAAUAACGUUUCCAAUCAGGAAAUUGAAACUAUACUUCCCGGCUUAGCUGAUUUAGAGACGGAGUAUGGAGGAAAAACCAAUGUUAUUGUUCUCCUCCCCAAGCUGUCAGGAAAGGCAGGGCUACAAAGGUGGGCACUAAAACAAGAAGACUUGGGUUCCAUUGGCCAGUGGAAACACACCACUGUAGCAAAUCCGGAAUGGAAUAAGAAGGCCUUGUCUUGGCCCGUUACUAAAGAUGGCAAUUGGAACACUGAAUAUUCUUGGCCCAUGGAGGGGUUUCUCUUACCUUUUGCACCUCCAGUCAAGAAACCCUCUGACAAGAAAUCUGCUUUGCCAGGCUCAGCUGUCAGGCUGCGAGUGAUGAAAAACGGUGAUUCAGAUCAAACUAGGGUGGCUGUUGUUGUUGGUCCAGAUUUAACUAAUAUGUGGCAUGAUGUUAGUGAUGCCAAUCGGAGUUUCAAGACAAAAAGACGAUCACUUGGAAAACCAGCUAACAAUUCCAGUGUAGGUGUGUAUGAAAGUGAUGCUUGUCACCCACUAGACUGCAAGAGAAUCGAGAUAGAGUUGUUUUUAGACCAAUGUACUCAGGCUCUGGGUCUUCCAUUUGCCGGUCGUAAGCUAUUUGAUGAAGAAGGACGAGAGAUUACCUGUAUAUCUGACUUAACUCGUGAUCAGCUUGUUUAUGUUUCUUGUGGGGAGAAAUGGAUCGAUCCUCAGAUGUCUUAUUCAGAGCAACAAAGAAGGGCGUUACUCAUGAACCUGGCAUCUGACAUCGCUCGUAUCAGGCAAUACUGUGUUCUUAGAGAUCCUACAGACCUCGUCCUUGAUGUCGAUGGUCCAAUAUUACCCGGUUCAAGAAUUGUGGUCGAGAACUGUGUUCUCUCGAGCCUUGAGAGAGAAAAACUAAUCAAAAAAUUGAACGAUGAUAAUGCUGAUGAGGUAGAGGAUGAAGAUGCAAUUAGCUCUGCUGCCUUGCUCAGCUAUGCAAUCACUGCACAUGAGCGUGCCCAUCAGCGUGCAGAUGAGCGUCUGAAGUCCCUACGCUGGUCCUGGGAGAAUGACAAAACAUCUAAAGGUGACCAGGAUUUGGAAGGGCAAGACGAAGGAGACUUUACUAAUGAGAUUACGUUCAGCGAUCCAGUCCUACAGAAAAAGUUCGUUCGACAAGCAAUAAAAACUGGAGACGCAAAGCAGGUCUCAGACCCGUCCAUACGACAAAGAUGGCACUACCGUGAUGGCUUUAUUCACCUGAAGAAUAAUUCUCUGCUUGUACUGGGAUUGGCAGAUGGUAUUAAUGAGGGUACAGCAAGUAAUGAAGUAGUACUGUGCAAGAAAAAGCUUGAGGAUCCUUGUCAGCGAUGGAUAAUAUCAGAAGACGGGACAAUUUCACUACGAAGUAACGUUCAGUUUGUAUUAACUGUCACAACUCCACCACUCGGUAAUGACCCAUUUUCUUACGACAAAGCUCUUGAUCAUGGGUAUCUUGGAUCAGCAGUAAUCGUAGCCACCAGAAAGUCAUGCGAAAAUGGAAAUUGUCACCAGCUGUGGAGCUUUGAUAGGUUUACUGGUUUUAUUGAAGCUUUUGCUUCAGACACAGCAAAUAAAGAGAUUACUGCUGCCAAUAAAUCCAACGUGUGUACCUACGCUAUCCUUGGUCAACGUGAAAUAUACCAACCAGGUUAUGCUUACAUGCCAGGCACUUCUCGGGAAAAACGUUUGUGUGAAGCAUGUGGGAAAGCAUCGAGAGGGAAGAACAAAUUACAACGACUGAAAGACAGCAGAAGAUUUGCUUGUAAUACAGGAACAAAUGAUGAAAACGGCAACAACGGAAAACUAUCUGGCUGCUUUAAAUGUCUCUCCAGCAAGGUUGACUUAACCACUCUUGAGGCAGAAUCCACCCUGGAGUUGUGGGAAUACCAGCUAGACAGACUGCGUAAUGAAGGCAACGUCCGAACGAUCACCAAAGAACUUAACGUAGCAAAGAGUGUCGCAGCGGUGAGGAUCUUGGCGCACAGAAACGGCGAGGGAAGCCGAGGACAAGGGGAACUUGUUAUUGGCUCUUCUAUACAUUCGUUGCUGGACCAAUCUACCACCCGUCUAUGUCUAAUGCAGGCAGCCCGUCGACUUUACACUGUACGAGGGGAGCUUAUCACGGAUAUUCAUCAACUUUUCAGACCUUACAAUGCUAGUAUGAUGAGGUCCUUACAAGAGUCAGAAGAGAUAGUAUUAGCUGAAGGAGACGAGAAGAAAACAAAGAAAAAGGAGAGUCCUCCAUCUAUACCAAAUGGAGAUGCCGUGGAUUACAUAGAAGCUGAGAACAAACGAUACUACAUCAGCGAUAGUAGCAAAGAAGUACAAAAACUGGACCUGAGCGGCGCUCAAGACAAGGUGGAUGAUGAGGACAACGAGUCUGGUAAUGAUACGUACCGGUUGGGUAAAGGUCGGAAAAGACGUUCCCUUCCUACUGUUAUGCAAGAUCCCUCGGGAUUCCCGCGAUGGGACACACGAUGGCCCAUUGAUGUUUGGGUAUCUUGCGGGGAACCGUUUAUACCUUUGGAAGAGGCAGAUAAGCAGUAUCUCUUGUCCAUGAAGCAUCGAGAGGAAAGGACCUGGUUACAAGCAUACCUCGAUAUAGAAAAACAUGUUCUCAGACAGAUGCAAGGUCGUCGAAUUACUCGCUUCAGUCCACCCCAGUCACCAUCAAACGAACCAACAAGAAAAGAAGAGCAUAAGGAAGAGACAAUAAAUGAACUGAAGAUGCAUCUACUGGAUGUAAAAUCCCGACAGAAAAACGAAGAGCUUGCUUUGUCAAAACCUGCUAAAGAAAGCACUCAAAGACUUUACUCCACACCAAAGACGGUUCGUAUUGAAGUCUUCCAAAAUGGAGAGUCUAUCGAACGAGCUGUUAUCGUGUAUGGUGCGAGUAUUAGAGAGGUUCUUGAUAAUAGCACGAGUCGACUAGGUCUCAGCAGUGCUGCUAGGAGGAUCUUCAGACUGGAUGGAAGAGAGAUCUUAGAAUUUGCUGAUAUUCGUCGAGGCGAGACGUUUUGCGUUAGCUGUGGAGAUAAUUUCAUCAGAGCGAGAGAUCGUCGCCAUCAAAUGGAGCUGAAAGCAACUUGGUCACGGAUGGUUAGAUGUCCAGGAGGGUAUGUCUUAACAGAAAGUACAGCUGCUAACGUUACCUAUGAG
Actinia tenebrosa (Australian red waratah sea anemone) is the source of this 5890-nucleotide messenger RNA. RefSeq names its product doublecortin domain-containing protein 1. Gene Ontology annotation, cellular component: midbody. Gene Ontology annotation, biological process: regulation of mitotic cytokinesis; intracellular signal transduction. The record is from RefSeq and is a predicted model, not a curated record. Gene Ontology annotation, molecular function: microtubule binding. NCBI's taxonomy places the organism in Eukaryota, Metazoa, Cnidaria, Anthozoa, Actiniaria, Actiniidae.